Messenger RNA from Aspergillus luchuensis, 1599 nucleotides. RefSeq lists its product as uncharacterized. NCBI's taxonomy places the organism in Eukaryota, Fungi, Ascomycota, Eurotiomycetes, Eurotiales, Aspergillaceae. The record is from RefSeq and is a predicted model, not a curated record. Bases 1 to 1599 code for a protein of 532 amino acids. The transcript has 5 exons. Gene Ontology annotation, molecular function: transmembrane transporter activity. Gene Ontology annotation, biological process: amino acid transport; transmembrane transport. Gene Ontology annotation, cellular component: membrane.
AUGUCUGCGGAGCCCAAAGAUGUCUUCGGCCAUGGCACCGAAGAAGACCUCACGCUUGAGCACCUGGGCUAUCAGCAAGAAUUCAAACGGUCGUUCGGCCUCUUGGAUAUGAUAGGCUUCAGUUUUAGUAUCGUUACCUGCUGGAGUGCACUCAGUGGUGUAUUCAUCAUUGGAGUAGAUGCCGGUGGUCCACCGGUUAUGCUCUUCGGAUGGUUAGGCGUGUGUGUAAUCACCUUUGCGGUUGCCCUAUCCAUGGCAGAAUGGUGCUCAAGGUGGCCUGUAGCGGGAGGGCAGUAUUCAUGGGUCUUUCUGCUAGCACCACCAAAAAUCGCUCGAGAGAUGUCGUACAUAACGGGGUGGUUCAUGCUAAUGGGUAUUCUCGCCAUGGGCUCUGCGAACAACUCGUUCGCAGCCAACUUCAUCCUCGGACAAGCAAACCUGGUAUAUCCCGGAUAUGUAAUCGAACGGUGGCAUACCGUCUUGGUCACUUAUGCAGUCGCAAUCUGGGCUCUUCUGGUCAAUAUGUUCUUGCCCCACCUGCUCAACCGCCUAUCCCGGGCCAUCCUGCUGUGGAACGUUUGCUCGUUCAUCAUCAUCGUCGUAAUUCUACUAGCAACCAACAAAAACAAACAAGAUGCCGCAUUCGUAUUUCAGGAUUUCCAAAACACAACCGGCUUUGGAUCCGCCAUGGCAACAAUGGUCGGAAUCCUUCAAAGUUUCUUCGGCAUGUGCUGUUACGAUACUCCAAGCCACAUGACCGAAGAAAUGACCCAUGCCUCGCGAGAUGCGCCCAAAGCCAUGGUCAUGUCUGUUGGGAUGGGCGCUGUAACAGGAUUCAUUUUCCUGUUGACGCUCUGCUUCUGCAUCGGCGACAUUGAUGCUACUGCAAACUCCUCCACCGGUGUCCCCGUGUUGCAGAUCUUCUACGACUCAACCCAAAGCAAAGUCGCGGCCUGCUUUAUGACUAGUAUGAUGACGGUGAUCAUGAUGGUAGCCUCAGUAAGUCUUGUUGCGGAGGGCUCCCGGGCGCUAUUUGCAUUCGCACGGGACCGGGGAAUGCCAUUCUCUGGGAUCUUAUCCCGGGUGGAGAAGAGGAGAAAGAUCCCGAUAUAUGCGAUAUUGUUCACCGUUGUGGUGCAAAUGGCUUUCAACUCGAUCUACUUUGGCACCGUCACUGGGUUUAAUACGGUUGUGUCCAUUGCGACCACGGGAUUUUACGUCUCCUACGCACUAGUUCUUCUUGCUCGCCUCCUCGGGUAUUUCUUUGGCCAUGACAUCGCUCCCGUCGACGGUCCUUAUUCUUUCCCGUUGCCCAUAUCGCUCAGCCUGCACGGGCUUGGGUUUCUCUUUCUGUUCUUUGCAUUCAUCACCUUUAACUUUCCGUCAGAUGCACCAGUCACUCCGGAUUCGAUGAACUACACCAGCGCGGCGAUCGGGCUGAUUGCGUUGCUGAGCAUUUUUACGUGGUUUACUACCGCUCGGAAGCAGUUCAAGGGACCGGCUGAUGUGCAGGGUUUGGUUGUAGAUGGAGUGGAGCAGGUGGGAGAGAUGGGGGAGGCGGGUGCUAGUUGUUCGGAGAAGGGGAAGUCAGAUACUUGA